GAGGAUGCCACAUUGAUCAACGACCAGUGGCUGGAUCACUGCCGGGAGGAGGGACGAUUUCUGGCUCCCGAGGCUUACCCUGUGAAAGAUAGGACCGGAGAGAAACAGCACAAGUUCUCCCUCUCCAAGUCAGUGGAGCUGGCUGGCUGCAGUAAACUGCUGUCUGGUCAAAAGGUGUUCCUCUCUCCUUCCAUCAAACCCCGCCUUCUGAAAUGGGUGACAUCAUCACCUGCAGUGGAGGGGAGGUACUGACCACUCUACCUCAACCCCCGGGGGUGGGGGUAAUCAUUGUCGCAUCUCCGGACGAUCUGAGCAUGCUCAGUACGGCCGUUGAGGCAGGGAUGGCAAUUCACUCCACAGAGCUGAUUUUGGGAGGAGUUUUGAGACAAGAACUAGAUCUCACUGCCCAUCAGCUCUCAGUGGGUGGAGCCUCGUCCUCUGGUCCCGCCCCCUCGUCAUCUGCCGCAGGUGGUACAUGGUGGAGGGAGGAGAAAGAGAAAGACUAUAGAAGAUCCUGACAUCACUAACGCCAGACCUUCAACCAAGCGAAGAAGAAAAUAGACAACUAUCUUUAUAU
Geodia barretti is the source of this 577-nucleotide messenger RNA. Lineage: Eukaryota; Metazoa; Porifera; Demospongiae; Tetractinellida; Geodiidae. The record is from the annotation of a GenBank genome assembly.